AUCCGGUGUACUCUGAAUUCCAGGGAUAUUCAGCCUCGUCAACCAUGGCAAGGCUGAGCACAAAUUGACGAAUCGGAGUCCUCAAUUUCCCCGCAAUACCAAAAGUGUUCCGACCUCUGUAAACAAAGAGACCAAAUGACUUCACAAGGCUCAGAACGCAAAAUGCAGAGCGGUACUCCUUCCAACAGUGCCCAAUGGCAUCCCCGCGACCAUAUUGCCCUGUUCGUCCGCACUCUACACCUUCUCGACCUCGACCGUCUACCUGACUUCCCCAACAUCACCGAAUAUACCCUACGCGUGUCCGCCAAAGCAUCCUCGAACCUGCAACAGCGCGUCAAAAGCAUCGAAUGGUCUCUUUAUCGCCUCUACGAAGUCUACGACCCAGCUGACACGCGAUCGAGACUUCGUCCAUACUUCCCACCCUCAACGCCAAUACAGUCCCUAAACCUGCGCGCAGCGCUGUACAAAGUGCUCACAGACCUGAAAAAGAAUGGCGUCCUUUCGCGAGAGAUCGUGCUACGAAAGACGAUGCUCGAUGAAUGUAAGGGCGAGAAAUUUGAGGAACUGCUCGGUGCGUUUAGUAUGCUUGUUUUGCGCAAGACGAUCAACACGAGUACUCGGGGGACCCGAACGACCAACCCAGAUCAUGUCGUCCCAUUGAUCUUGGCGUACCGUGUCUCUCUGCAGACAUCGCUGCGGAGGCGCCAGCAACUGCAGGCAGAGGCAUAUGCUUCAAUGCAAGAUCUGCAAAUGCAACGAGACGACAUUGCAGGACGCAUGGAGAUCGUGGCACAAGCUGAUCAACUUGAGGACUUACCGGUCGAACAGUACGAGAGGCUUAGAGACCAUGUCAAUCAUGCUUUCUCUGCCGAUCGGCGGUGGGCAGAGUACAUCCUUAACGGCAGCCCCUCGGCAGCAAUGACAACGCAAAAAAGGAGUCAGGGUCCGGACGACGGCAAGGCCCACGGUUCUCAAAAAGACCCGAACGCGCUGAUGAGUGAAUUAGUGGCGUCCCUGGCGAAGUAUGAGGAAUGGACGCAGGACUUGGAAAGCCUGCGCGACUCAUUACUCCCUGUACCCGAGAAGGACGAGCAAUCUCAGCCACUGACCACGAAUACAACCUCACAUGCAGGAGAUCACUCCCUAACCGUGGAUGGCACUGCAAGACCUGCCUCUACAACACCGAGACUACGCUUCGAUCAACAUCAGAGCAUGACCCUUCGCAACGUGUACUCACGCACAUGACACGCCGUACAUGACAUGAGAGACCAUGUCACGCCUCUACCUCUCCGCCUUGCAUGAAUAGUCACGAACAUUAUCACGAAUGACGCCUAACGCCUUACGACUUUUUUUUACGCACAAUUCUUCUUGAUCAGAGUC
Molecule: messenger RNA, 1380 nt
Organism: Exophiala viscosa
Lineage: Eukaryota; Fungi; Ascomycota; Eurotiomycetes; Chaetothyriales; Herpotrichiellaceae
Product: HAUS augmin-like complex subunit 6 N-terminus-domain-containing protein
Exons: 1
Coding region: 136-1245 (369 amino acids)
Biological process (GO): spindle assembly
Cellular component (GO): mitotic spindle microtubule; HAUS complex
Molecular function (GO): microtubule binding
Source: RefSeq, a predicted model, not a curated record